Molecule: messenger RNA, 551 nt
Organism: Acanthoscelides obtectus
Lineage: Eukaryota; Metazoa; Arthropoda; Insecta; Coleoptera; Chrysomelidae
Source: the annotation of a GenBank genome assembly
GAGCCGCUCAUAGCAGCCGCGGUGCGCCGGUAUUUAGGCUUUGCCUACCCGGCUACUUCGCCUUGACUCAAUUUUCAUGUUCUAAACAGAGCUUAAGAGAAAAUGCUAGUGGAACAUACUGUACACAUCCGCUAGCGAAUCAAGCAACCGUCACGGGUCUGACACGCCUGUCAAAUUGUUUAAUCCAGAAUUCAAGUGAUGUUACAGAUAUUCAACCAUCUGAAGAAUGUAGUCGUUAAAGGGUUCCCGAUACUUCAACGUCGUAAUUACCAAUUCACGAAGACUCUGAAUGGGUACGCUUUGGCUUCGCCUGCGAAGUACGAGCUGGAGAACAAAUACGCGCACCAGAAGGUCAGGAAAAGGAACCAGCAAAUAGUUGAAGAGAUCGGGCUUAGAAGGAAACAAAUCUGGAUGGACGGAUGGACUGACUCUACCGGAUAUCCGCCUACAAGAGGCUGAACCCUUUACUAGUAAUACAACUAUACUUAUGUCAUCUUAAUCAAGCAUCUUUAUAAUGGAUUAAACAUUUUCUCAUUUGAAUUUGUUUUAUU